CUCCGCACCCCGCUCUGCUCUGCGCGCUCCCGGCUCCUCCGCGCUCUCCCAAGCGCCCAGCGGAGCAGCGGGAUGGAGGAGGAGCUGACCUGGGAGACCCAGGGCUUGCUUCCCCUGGAGAGACAGCUGCAUGAGGCCUCACGCUGGAACCGGGUGGGGAGGAUGAAGGAGCUGUUUGAGAAGAGGGUUAACGUCAGGGCUGGAAACCACGUGGGAAGAGUGGCCUUGCACUGGGCUGCAGGUGCUGGGCACGAGCAGGCUGUACGGCUGCUCCUGGAGCAUGGGGCUGCUGUGGACGACGCGGACUCGUUUGGGAUGAAUGCGCUUCUCCUGUCUGCCUGGUUCGGCCACUUGCAGAUUGUGCAGAUCCUGGUCAAUGCUGGGGCCAAGGUUCACUGUGAGAGCAAGGAGGGCCUGACCCUAUUGCACUGUGCGGCUCAGAAAGGCCACAUGCCUGUGCUAGCCUUUGUCAUGGAAGACCUGGAGGACGUGGCCUUGGACGGUGCAGACAAGCUGGGAAGAACAGCAUUCCACAGAGCUGCUGAGCACGGACAUCUGGACGCUGUGGACUUCCUCGUGGGCUCUGGCUGUGACCACGGUGUCAAAGACAAGGAGGGGAACAGCGCCCUGCACCUGGCUGCCAGCCAGGGCCACGUGGCGGUGCUCCGGAGGCUCGUAGACAUUGGGCUGGACCUGGAAGAGCAGAACUCGGAGGGUCUGACUGCUUUGCAUGCAGCCGCCGAAGGAUCCCACGCCGACUGCGUGAAGCUCCUCAUCAGUGCUGGGAGCAACGUGAAAGCCCUCACCCAGAAAAGGUGGAGCUGCCUCCACUAUGCAGCCCUUGGUGGCUCUGAGGACGUGUCUUGGGCACUUAUCAAGGCAGGAGUGUGCACAGAUGUGGCUGACAAGCAGGGCACCACUCCUAUGCACCUUGCUGUGAAGCACAACUUCCCUGGCCUGGUCCAGCUCCUCAUAGACGCCCACAGUGAUCUGGACGCCGUGGACAUUAGGCAGCAGACUCCGCUCCACCUUGCCUCCGAGCAUGCCUGGCAGGAUGUAGCAGAGAUGCUCCUUAUUGCUGGAGCUGAUUUAAGCCUGAGGGAUAAGCAAGGAAAGACCGCCCUGGCGGUGGCUGCCCGUGGUAACCAUGUCAGCCUGGUGGACAUGCUCAUAAAAGCUGACCGCUUCUACAGAUGGGAGAAGGAGCACCAUCCCUGCAGGGGUGCCAGCAGCCCCUCGAGGAAGAACCUGACCUUUAAACAAGACCAUCGGCAGGAAACACAGCAGUUGCGCUCCGUGCUUUGGCGGCUGGCCUCCCAGUAUCUGAGGCCCAGCGAGUGGAAGAAACUGGCCUAUUCCUGGGAGUUCACGGAGGCUCAUGUCUGUGCCAUCGAGCAGCAGUGGACAGGAACCAGGAGCUACCAGGAGCACGGUCACCGGAUGCUGCUCAUCUGGCUGCACGGUGUGACCACGGCUGGGAAGAACCCCGGCAAGGCACUGUUUGAGGGCCUCACGGCCAUCGGCAGGAGAGGCCUGGCUGAACGUGCCAGGAAGAUGGCAAAUGGGGAGUCCCAGGCCCCCAGGAGGUGCACAGCCAUGUGAGCUGCUGGAACGCCGAGGGACCGCCGACACCGAAGGGGAUGUCCAUGAGAGCUUUCCAGCAGACCCCGCACACAGACCUCAGCUGCAUCAGCUGCAGGAAACACGCUUUUCGGAGGAUGGGCCGCAGUCUAGGUUUUCUGGGUCAUCCUUUCCCAGGAAUGUGGCCCUUUAUAGCUCUCAGCUUGCUGUGUUUGUGAGGGUGUAAUGUGUUCAUCACAAGCAUGUGGAGGCCAGAGGGCACUUGGCAGGGUUUUCCUCCAUAGGCACUGUCCAUUUUGUGGUUUUUGUUUUGUUUUGUUUUGUUUUGAGACAGUCUCUCUCUCUAUUCCUAGAAGUCCUGGAACGUCUUGUUGAGACAGGGCCUGUCCUAGGUCUAACCAGAUUGGCUGGCCAGUGAGCCCAGUGACCCUCCUAUCUUGCCUCCCUAGUCCUGGGUUUACAAGCAUGUCCACCAUGCCCUGGUUUUCAUGUGGGUUCUGAGUGUCAAGCUCAAGUCCUCAUGUUGCAUGGCAAAUGUUGUAUCUGCUGAGCUGUUUCCCCAGGCCUCUAGUUAAGUUUCACUUCCAUUAUCUUAGAACAUCAUGAGGUGCAAGGGGUGUUUUUAUUUCGAGGACUCCCUGGGGUCCAGGGAGGAGGAGCAGCUUGCUCAGGUCACACCAUAAACCCAGUGCUGUCAAACCAGCAGUCCUCCCUGCAGGGAGGGCUUCAUUUGUUCACUGGAUGGUCCUUAACUUCAGGACAACUCACUGAUCUCUAGUGCCACACACGCAGAAGCUGCCAUGCUGUUUAUAUUUGUAAACUUGCAUACAUUUGUGAGUAUGUUUGUGUAUGUUGGCCGACCAGGAGUGGGUAACUGGGUUUGUGCUUUGUAUGUUUUUGAUCUUUUGUGUCUAGAAAUCAUUUCAGACUUACAAAACUCACAAAGUAGUACCGAGAGUGUUCAAGGGUUCUGCACGCAGGUCUCUAAAUAUUAACUCUUACCUAACGGCAGUGUGGAUUUUUAAAGCCAGGAAGUCAGAGGCUGGAGAGAUGGCUCAGUGGUUGAGAGCGCUCCUUGCAGAGGACCUGUGUUCAGCAGCACCCUGUGGCAGCUCACAGCUCGCUCGAGCAUGCGCAUGUGCUCAUCCAUGUGUUCAGCCAAACACUCAGACACAUAAAAUCUUUUUUUAAAAAUUAGGAAAUUAACAGUGUUUCUAAACUAUUCAUUAAUUUCAGACCAUACUCAAAUUUUGUCAGUGUUUUCUCACCUCCUGGAUUAAUAUCUGGUCCAGGAUCACAGAUCACGUUUUUUAAAAACAAUAUAAAUGCCUUAUUUAACAGUUACAGCUCAUCCCAUGGGUCAAGAGGUGGCCCAGCAGGACCCAGCAGCAAGGUCAGCGCAUCCUCCUAGCUUCUCUCUCUGGCUCACCCUCUCGGGCGGGGCCUUUGACAGUUCAGGAACUCGCUCUGUAGACCUGGCUGGUCUUGAACUCACAGAGAUCUGCCAGCCUCUGCCUGCCCUGCACCGCUACCACCUGGCCGACUUUAAUCCAGUUUAACUACUGAAAAACAGCAGUGGCCGAGCAUGUGUGCUGUGGUCCACGCCUGUAAUCCCAGCACUCAGGGAGGCAGAGGCAGGUGGAGCUCUGAGUUCAAGGCCGCCUGGUCUACAAAGCCAGUCCAGGACAGCUACACAGAGAAACCCUGUCUCAAAACACCUCCCCACCUUCCCACCCCCACAAAAAAAAAAAAAAAAAAAAAAAAAAGAAAAAAGAAAAAAAUCAGCGGAGCCAGCAGCAUUCCCAGGACCUGAGGGCAGGAGAGAGGAAAGAUAUAACUGGAGGGUGGUGGGAUUCUAGUCAGACUCCCAGAAGGACAGACUGGCUAUAGACCUCUUGGGUAGGAGUGACGUCUGGACCCAGAGCUCUUCAGACACUGUCCAGGAGGAACUGGGGAUAGGGACGCAGGGGUAGGUACGGGAGGAGAAGGGACCCCUGUGCAUUGUGCUAGAGAUGAGCAGCUCCCACCAGGGGCCACCCACUCAGUGACAGAGGAGUGCUCAGACCAAGCAGAGUUAGCAAGGCAGCGGAGGGGACAAUGGGACAAAGUAGUCAUGAAAAACAAAAGCACUUUCUCCCUAGAGAAGGUGCCCCGUGGCUGGGUGCAGUCGAAAGGUCACGAGCUAGGAAAACUAGCUGGCCAAGGGCCUAAGAAGUCUCACCGAAGACUUAAUAAGACGGCAGGUUGUUGGGACUCUGUAGCCCCAAGGAAGCAAGGACAGGCCUUUUUGUUUGAGGUGGGCCAAAUAUGGGUGUUCAGACCAUGAUUUCAUGGUUUGCUCAGACCGUGCGGCCUUGUGAUCCUUUCUUGAUGGGUGGGCGCUGGUUGGUGGUGGGAGCUGGAUUACAGAGGACUGUAUAGUGAGGCGUUGCUCAGGGUCCUGCGAUGUGGUUGUGGUGUUGCUGAAACUUUAUUUAUUUUUUAAUUUUCGAGUAGCUCAUAGUCUGCUGCUUUAGACCCAGCUGGUGCCCCUCUUGCUGGCUGGCCCACCUCACUCGCUCCCCAUUGCCUGAAAGUGCACCCCGGCCCCCACAGUCAGCCUGCAGGACUCAGGCUGUGGCCCUGAGGUCCGGGUGUGCAGCUCAGUGUACGAGCCAACCUGCAGCAGCUGACACUGAGGCAAGGAACCUACCCAGCAUGCCCUGGGCUAUACUCUGCUUCAGUCAGGACUGUCUCCCUGUGAAGCCCAGCUUCGUCCUGCCGCAGUUCCUGGGUGCUGCGGUUACAGGGGUCACCAGCACACAUGGCUUGAGGUUCCUUAUCACACAGUACUUCCAGUCUUCUGUGUUUUAUUUUUUCCCCCAACUGAUUAUCUUCUGGAGAUUGUUAAUAUGAAAUCUGGUUUGUCUGCAUCGUGGAGUGGUACACAACAGUGAAAAAGAGCCUGAGGAUAAGGACUGCUGUGGAAAGAACUUUAGGAUCAAUUCAGCGAAGAAAAUCGAUAGACCCAUGUGUAAACUGCUUGCUGCCUGCGGAAUGGAAGUGUAUUUUCAUGUGUAUAUGUGUCUACAAAUAAAAGCUAGAUGAAGGCCCAGAA
This is a messenger RNA of Psammomys obesus (fat sand rat), 4678 nucleotides long. It is a transcript of the gene Ankdd1a, whose product is annotated as ankyrin repeat and death domain containing 1A. The transcript has 15 exons. Gene Ontology annotation, molecular function: protein binding. Bases 73 to 1602 code for a protein of 509 amino acids. Gene Ontology annotation, biological process: signal transduction. NCBI's taxonomy places the organism in Eukaryota, Metazoa, Chordata, Mammalia, Rodentia, Muridae. The record is from RefSeq and is a predicted model, not a curated record.